CCCCGUGACGCCGGUUGCCAUAGCGGCCGCGGCGCCGGCCAUGGCGGCCGAGGAGGAGGACGACGUGGAGUGGGUGGUGGACACCAUCGCCGGCUUCCUGCGGGGGCCCGCCUGGUCCAUCCCCAUCCUGGAGUUCAUGGAGCACAACUGCGAGGUUUUUGAUGAUGAAGAAGAAAGCAAGUUGUCUUACACAGAAAUUUAUCAGGAGUACCAAGCUCUGGUGGAGAGAUUACUAGAGGACUACCUUAAAGAAGUUGGAAUUAAUGAGGAGAAAUUUCAAGAAGCUUUUUCUUCUCCUCUUGCAAAGACUCACACCUCACAGGCCAUUCUGCAAACAGUGUUGGCAGCAGAAGAUUUUAGACUGUUUAAAAAAAUGAUGGUACAGAAAAAUAUUGAAAUGCAACUGCAAGCAAUUCGAAUCAUCAAAGAAAGAAAUGGCGUGUUGCCUGAGUGUUUAACAGAGGGUUCUGAUGUAUUCAGUGAAAUUGAACAGGAAGAAAUGAAAAUACUCAGGGAGGUUCUAAGAAAAUCUAAGGAAGAAUAUGAAAUAGAGCAAGAGAGAAAGAGGACUGAAGAAGCACAUGCUAAACUCAAAGCUCCAGAUGUUACCCACAAUUUUCCAGGAGAUCCGAGAGAAGCUGUAAAAGUUAAGGAAUCCACUGAGGGAGCUGAGGAUUCUGAAGAAACUCCAAAAUGCCCAUUAGAGGGAUCUCAUAAAUCUACAAAAGAAGACCCAAAACCAGUUUGCCCAGUACAAAAAGGAACUGAUAACUUACCUCAGCCCUCUUGUACCAAGGGGAAAGAAGACACUAAGAAAAGGUCUGCUGGGAAAGGUUCAGAGAACACAGUGCAAAAAGCUGGGGUGAAAGGACCUAAUUUAUCAGAAACUGAAAAGCAGCAGCUGAAGCAACGUGAGGAUUACCUAAAGAAAAAACGAGACCUGCUGCUGGCUACGAAGAAAGAGUCAAAAAAUAAUCUACCACCACCACCAAACACUGACCAGAAAGAGGAGGAAUCACCUCCCAAAGAGGAAAUGUCAGAAGAGAAGCAAAGGCUGCUCCAGAAGAGGAAGAUGCUUGCAGAAAAGCUAAAAGAAGAAGUAAUUAAUAAGCGGUAGUUUUAAGAGGCUCAUUGCUGACCCCAAGAACAGAAGGAUGUUUUAGAAUAAAGUGUCAGUAAGUGAAGGGAUUUCCAAUCUUACAGUGGGAUUUAUAGAACUUUCAGACAAGCAGCUCAGUACCUGGUCACUCCCUAUUCAAAUGACACUGAAACACACCAUGAACACUCCUUUUCCAGAGUGCUGGAAACUCCCCCACUUUGUCCCGCAGCGAGGCCGUGCCAUCCCUGCAGAGCACAGCCCUGCUCCAGCCCUGAGCCCGCAGAGCAGAGGCAGAGAUGGAGAGCUGGGAAAGGAAUUCCUGUGGCAACAGCUCUGGGCUCAACGUUUUAACUUCCCCAUUUUAACAGUGCAGAACUUGGUUCCUUUCCUUAGCCCCUUAUAAACAAAUGGCUUUUCCAGCAGCGCAGUGUAAUAAAGUCUGACUUCACAAGGAAGUGCACCCUUGACCACCUCGUUUUUGAGAAGCCAAUGGACCUCGGGAGCCAAGACAUCCACAAAUUAACUCCAGGUUACAGCAUUUUACAGGCUUUUGGGGCAGUUUCCCAGUUCCCAGGUCCCAGUUUGCAGUAAAUGCAACUUUUAAGUAAAAGGAGUUGCUUGAGUUUGAAAGCUGAGGCUGUUGCCAGCAAUUCACUGCCAGAGUAGCAGAAAUCUUUUAAAGUCCUUUACUCGUUUGGCAGGAGUGGUCACCCUUUGCCCAUGGCAUGCCACAGCAACUCACAACAAAAGAGACAAACCCACCCCUUCAAGUUUCAUGGAAUUUUUAUUAAAACAACAACUAUAAACAAUACAUGUUACUACACUUACAGAGUCAUUUAAUUCCUGAGUUUUACAGCUCAGCAUUAAUAGAUUAAAACAUCUUUACAGUGUAAAACAAGUGCAGGGAGAACUAGAAUACUGCUGUCCUCUGGGAAAGAGAAAAGCAAGGAGCAGCCCUGCAGAGUGGCAGCCACUGGCAGGCUCGGAGCACAGAAACCGGGGCCUACCUGUUCAGCUUCUGGCUUUGUCGGUCCUUUUCUUGCUCAUAUUUUGUCUUCAGUCCCUUGAACGUCUGAACAUAUUCAAUAGAUUCAAGUGCAUUAUAGAAGUUUUCAACUAUGUGUGCAAUAAGGGACUUAAUAUCUUCCUGCAGAAGAACAAAGCAGCGUUUCAGCCUCAAAUGGGCACAGGCAGAAGUUCAGAAAGCUUUUGAGUUCACUUUGGAAAGUAACUGAUUCCUCAUUCAGAGGCAAAACACUGUUGUAAAGAACAAAUGUGAAGCAACCAGAUUUAUCCUUAAUAAAAGAGAUGAGAUCGAGAAAUAUUUAUAAGGCUUCCCACAGAAACAGACAAUGGACUCAGCAGUGUCCCAGUGCUGUUUGUGACUUCUUUAACCAGGAUGUUGCAAUCUUGGAGAGCUGCAUUUUGCCUUUGGACCUGAGAUGCCGCGGAUGUGUCAGAGCUGGAGCUCAACUCACCACUGAUGAAUUCACACAGCUGAGUUGAGCAGGUUGUACCAGGUGCCGUUAUCCAACAGAACACUGAUAACUGGUUCAAAGAGGUUUUCCUCUUUGGGAUGGUGUAAUGGUAAUAAAAUUCAUCUUCCAGGCCAAUUAUCCUCAUAAAGUGAAGAGCCAUGUGUAUGAAGAAUAAACUCAAGAACUGGAGCACGGGCUCCAAUCUGCUUCUCAUGGAAAGAACUGAAACACCUGCUGUUACCCAGAGGAAGAUGCACCCCCAAACCCAGAGCAUUAAAAUCUCAUUCACACUCAUUAACACAAAUUCCAAGUUCAAGUGUACACUGGAACACCUUCCACACAGUGCACACCAAGCCUGGAAGAAGGAAAUCACAACAGCUCCAUACUCACACAAGGCCAGAAAGGUGUGUUUUGAAUUCAUCAAGACCAGUACUCUGCUUAGCCUCUUCUCAACCCCAGGACUCUUCAAUAGCACUUUUCCACAGGCACAUUCCCAGCGGGCAUCACAGGCUGAUCCCCAGGACCAGCACUGCCAAAUCACUGCCCAACACCACAGGCCUGAAAGGGAAAAGAAGUAAAAAUCAUCCUUACCUUUUUCACAUGUGUUUUCUGAAGCACUGGCCAGAAGUGGUACCGUGAGAACAGGAACACAGGAAAUGUAAAAGAAAUCCAGGAAUGUAAAUAUUUGUGACUCCUAAGAGGAAAAAUCACUUCAUUCAACACUGGCACACACAUACAUGUUGUAAAUAACAGGAGAAGUAACAGAAGAAACAGCCUACCAAGAAUGUAGACUUUGUAUUUUCUUACAUCAGCUGUGGCCAGCAGAUUCCCUGGAUUGAGCACAGUACAUCCAUUAACUGAUCAGGUCCUCCAAAUUCAGGAUCAGGAUAGCAGCAUCAGCUCAGUGAUGAGAAGCAUCCUGCAAAAAAACCCCAAAACUACUCAAAACACAAACCAAUUAGCUACAAAGAGUAUGAAUUCCCUACGUUUAUAUAUUUUUUAAAAAACAAACGUUAAAAUGAAAUAGAAAAGAGAAAUUUUAUUUGGCUGGUUUGUUUCCUGGCUGCCCUAAGACUGGUACAUUCAACAAACUCCAAACCACUUUUACUCCCACGAUCACUCUGCUGGACCUUUUGCAUCACAGAUUCUUGGACCAUGAACGGACAAAGGUCGUCUAGAUUUGACAAUAUAGCUGUGGCUGGCAGCAGAUCUAACCUGCAGAUGAUCCAUUCCCUAAUAAAUAAGAGAUUCCUUUUUCAGAAUAAGUCAAGUUUGGUGUUUAUUAUCAAGUAAAGCUGCAAAGAAAUGGAGUUAAAAGUUUGGGGAACAUUUAAUUACAAAGUUUCUAUGAGAACCACAGUAAUAAUGUUACAGAAAAACAACAGAACAGCAACAUCUUUUCCCCACUCUUUCCCUCCUUUGGAAAGGACACAAGACUUUCUGUGGAUUUAACAGCCCUAAUUCAGGCAGGAAACAUUCAUCUCGUGCUACUUGCCAGAAUAUCUGAGACACUGAUCUUCUGUACCUGUUAUCCACAAUUUACUCAUUUUGUACCAAACGACCAAGUGGACACAUGACCUUGUACACAACUUUCUGUGCUCAUUUGCAUGCAACAGGAAUGAGUAACUUCGUUAUGGAUGUGAUUUUCUCUGAGAAAAGAACAACUUCUCAGCCUGACAGAGUAACACAACAGGACACGUUUGGACUGGGCUAGUCCUGGAACAGAAUAAUAGGAUUAAGGCUGAUCUAAUCACUGAACAUCUACAGGACCUUGAUGUUUUCCUUGCAGUCAGUGUCCCUUGGUCAGUCCACAGGUUUUUACUGCAGCACAGAAAUUCCCUGGAAUUUCAUGUUUCUGAGGAACAACAGCACUCAAACAGGGAGUGCAAUGGUCGGGCAGCAACAGCUGCUUCAACCACAGGAGUGAAAGACAUUCCAUUUUCCCACUGCUGAUUAGGACAGAUUAAUCUGCUAAUGACAGGAUUACGGGAUCUUUUGGGAGGAACCAGCCAACAGUUCAAGAUUAUCUAAAAAUACUUCUCUGGCCCUGGGCCAGCAACAACCACAACAACAAUCCAGCUGCCAGUUUUUACACCCCUUGUCCCAAGGACUGUGCUGCCCACAGGCUCACACAGAGGGAGUAAAAAUGCCCAGAGCACCGCAGAGCCAGGGGCAGCCUCUGCAUUGGGAAUGCUCCAAUCAACUCCCACUCCCAGCACAGCAAAACUGACCCAGAGGGCUCAGCAGAGCCAAAACUGCUUCAAUGGCUGUGGCUCUUCUACUUGGGUUAAAAUCAGCUUUAAGUUUCACUCACCAUUACAAUUUCAAGGGCUGGAAGAAUUCCCAGCUUUGCCAACGUUUUGAAAACUUCAUCCCUGUUCUGAGGUAACAGGAGGGAAAAGGCACAGAAUUCCUUGAAAACCUUUUGCAUAGGAAAAAGUAAUUACAGGUGUAUUUGGGUCAGAAAACUCUGUGAAAGGAUGAAACAGCUACAUUCUGUGGCAGAGUUUGUGUGCUGGCUGCUAUGGACCUUCCUAGAAAACGGUAUUAUUCCUUCCUGACUGGUUAUUAGGAUUGGUUCCUUCCAGCAACAGGACUUCAGAACUGCCUGAGCAGAUGUUAAACCCUAGUGCAUGCAAAGAUUACCAACACAUCUCAGUUGCCCAGUUUGUCCCUAGGGAGCUGCUGGAAAUCAGAGCUCUCUGGUUCUUUACUUCGCAGCUUUACACUGGGCCGUGUCACAGUCUGGGAAGGUUGUGAUGAUUCCCACGGGAAAGUGCUGCUUCUUUUAAGGACACACAGGUGCAGCUCCACUGCCUUGCUGCUCCCAGCUUUGCAAGUGUAAAAUCUAAACUGCUUCAUAAUAAAACAACAAAGAUGAAAAUAGCCCUAAAACAUGAGAGUCACUGAGAUCUGCUCUGACAGUUGGGGGCUCACACAGCGCUGCCACCUCUUUGUCUCUCCCUGACACCUCCAGCUCCUUUUGCCUUCAGCACAUUUGCUUUUCCACUGCACUCCAACAAGCCACUUCCUGAGGCCAGCUGAGAGAAGGACAAUUAAAACAUUGAGCUCCAGCAGUCCCUUUUUAAUAAACACAAUCACACAAACUGCCCCAGAACACCAACCACCUGAGUCCCACCAUUAAAGUGAUUUUUCAAAAGCCUGACAUUUAAUCAUGAAAACAACAACUGGUGCUCUAAGCAGGGGCAGUUUAAGAUCUUGCAUAGAAAAGCCACAGAAAACAACAAAUACUCGCUUACUUUACAAGCAGGCUUAAAAAGGAUGCACAAAUAUAUCAAGUCACAGAAGACAUUAAAAUACCUGGAAUAAAAAUGGGAUGUUUCAUGUUACCUGUACCUGGCAGAUUUUUUCCCCAGUUUCAUCACAGCCAGCUUUUUCUUGAAAGCUCAGUGCUAAAUCAUAGUUCUCUGCUUCUGACCAAACAAUCAGUGUGUCCUGUUUGAGAUAAAACCAAGAAAAGAAUUGUUUCUGAAACAGGUCUGCACUGCAUAUUAAUCUCUAUUCCCUUACCAUAUAUGCCUGUAGAAGACAUGUAUUAAAUCACUUGUUCUGUCGUAAGGGACAUCACCUUUCUUUGGAACUAUUUUAUGAGCACUGCCUUACACAGCAUAUAUUUAAAUAUACUUCUUUUUCCCCAUACCUGAACCACUUACACAGGCAAGAACAGAAAGAUGCUUUAGAAUAAAUCAUCAGUAAGUGAAGGGAUUUCCAAUCUUACAGUGGGAUUUAUAGAACUUUCAGACAAGCAGCUCAGUACCUGGUCACUCCCUAUUCAAAUGACACUGAAACACACCAUGAACACUCCUUUUCCAGAGUGCUGGAAACUCCCCGACUUUGUCCCGCAGCGAGGCCGUGCCAUCCCUGCAGAGCACAGCCCUGCUCCAGCCCUGAGCCCGCAGAGCAGAGGCAGAGAUGGAGAGCUGGGAAAGGAAUUCCUGUGGCAACAGCUCUGGGCUCAACGUUUUAACUUCCUCAUUUUAACAGUGCAGAACUUGGUUCCUUUCCUUAGCCCCUUAUAAACAAAUGGCUUUUCCAGCAGCGCAGUGUAAUAAAGUCUGACUUCACAAGGAA
This is a messenger RNA of Corvus hawaiiensis (hawaiian crow), 6669 nucleotides long. RefSeq names its product cilia and flagella associated protein 36 (gene CFAP36). Gene Ontology annotation, cellular component: axoneme; ciliary base. The record is from RefSeq and is a predicted model, not a curated record. The coding region runs from base 41 to 1117 and encodes 358 amino acids. The transcript has 10 exons. NCBI's taxonomy places the organism in Eukaryota, Metazoa, Chordata, Aves, Passeriformes, Corvidae.